Molecule: messenger RNA, 3844 nt
Organism: Sycon ciliatum
Lineage: Eukaryota; Metazoa; Porifera; Calcarea; Leucosolenida; Sycettidae
Exons: 3
Coding region: 430-3252 (940 amino acids)
Biological process (GO): protein monoubiquitination
Molecular function (GO): ubiquitin protein ligase activity; zinc ion binding
Source: RefSeq, a predicted model, not a curated record
UAAUGAUUUUUGUAGUGUAGGAGGGCUUGGCUACAAACAAAUCUUCAACUUCAAGUCGGGUCAGUCCUCCAUGGUCCUCUGUUGUAGCUCUAGUCGAUCCAGUCUGUGCGCGCAGCUUGCGACAAGGUAUAUCGUAACUAUUAGUAUUACAUCAGUGUGUUAUCAUGGUUAUGACAUAGGUGUGUGUUCAGUGAGCAUGAGUCUUCCACAGAGCAAUGAUUCUGCAUACGAGUAGUAAACAAAUUAGACCCGCUCUGCAUACUGACUGAGCCACAGUGCAAGCCCGUCCCUUUGUUUUACUUGUGCAGUUUUAGACCUUCGUGCAAAACACAGGUCCCUCUGGUUUGAGUAACGUCCAAGCGCCUUUCAGGAUUCUUGCACAAUCAUAGUCAUUAGUGACCCGUCGAGCGGAUCUUUGACUUUGGCACGAUGGACACCAUGUUACUGUGCGUGUCGUGUGGCCAACCACCUCGUGGCGGUAGGUUCCUGAAGUGCCUGCACGUCGCCUGCUCGGCAUGCGUGGACGAGCACACGCACAGCGAUGGAUCGCGUCUGUGCCCGCGCUGCACGAGCACGACGGAGAGUCAGCCAGGGGGUCAGCUACCAAGAGCACCGGAGUGUCUGACUGACGGAGCCGUGCGAGGCUCGGACCACUAUCAUUCAGGUGACUCCUAUGCUCAAUGGAGCGGGCGAAAUGACCGGGUUGCCAGCAGUGCUGCCGCAGCAGCGGAACAGCAUCUGUGUGACGAGUGCAUAGAAGACAAGCCAGCGACGCAUCGGUGUGAGGACUGUGACUCGGUGCUGUGCAGCAGACAUGCUGGCAGCCAUCCCAAGCGUCGGCGAUUCGUAGGCCAUCGGGUCGAAGAACUCUCGGCAGCAGCCCACCGAACUCUGAGUCCAACCGAGCAGCUUCCAACUGCCCGCCCCAGGGUGGAAACGAUGUGCCCUCUGCAUACCCACCUGCCGUCAGACAAGUACUGCAAGUCCUGCCGCGAGGUCGCCUGCGCUCGCUGCCUGGCAACCGGUGCCCACGGCGACAGUGCCAAACACGAAGUAGUAGCCGUUGGGGACUACGCUGCAGAGUGGCUGCAGGAACUCGUCAAGCUGUUCGGCGCACCUGGCAGCGAGCCCGAUGAUGUUUCCCGAGCCACGAGUAGAAACCACAGUGUGUACGUCCCCAAGAAAGGAGAUGGUGACGACGUCAGCUUGGAUGACGAUGAUGCAGAUCACCUGGACGGUGGAUUGGAGAGCGAUGUGGCAGUGUGUCCGUACACCAAGCCGGCUGCUGAGUGGGGCAGCCUGCUGGGAAUUCAGUCUAUCCAGAACGAAGUUGAGUCCGUCCUCGACUCCGUUCUCCAACAGCACGAGACCCUGUCACAGGCAGUCGGUGGUGUUUUCGAGAAGGUGCGUGCCCAACUUGAUCAGAACGAAGCACGUCUGCACACCAAGAUCGAUCAGAUGACGUGGCACGCCAUGAAGCCACUGGAGGAUCAAAAGGAGGCCCUGAACCAGUCGAUGCUCGCGUGCGAGCGAGCUAUCAGCCUUCUUCAGUUCUGCUCCGCUCAAACGGAACAAACCGCACUGCUGCUGCGUCUUUCCAAGUGGCUGCUGGCGCUGAAGGAGAGGUGUGACGUGAUGGGCAAACAGAUUCCUCACGUCAAACAGCACGUACAGUUCAAUGCACAACUGUGUGAAACCAGCAUCCUGGCGUUCGACAUCGCCGAGAGCAUAACCGAUCGGACCGUGGCCGCUUCGGCGUCGACUGCACACGUGCAUGUGCUUCCACCUAGCCUGGACACGUGCAAAGUGUGGGUUGGGGUAUGCGCCUGCACCGCUGACGGCAGAUCCGUUGUCUCAUGGCUGCUGUCCGAUCAGGACGCGUGGCACGUCGACAUGACGACCGGGUCGGGCGGCGACUUCACGUGGCGCGUCCAGGUGCCUAGGUUGCCAUUAUCAACCGCCAUGGACAAGACCCUGGGUGAGCGGAAAGGUGAGAUUCACCUUGUGUCUCUUCAGCCGCCCAUGCCAUACACCAAGAUGUCAGCAAAACCCAAAACGACACAGGAGAAGAGUGGCAAAGGAUCCACUGGCAGCAUUUCCCCUCUCCCACCAGCCACUGCAGCACCGAUAGCCGUUCCCUCCGGAGAGGGAAUCAAAACCGCUAGCCCUACCCCACCAGUUUCGGCGGCAGCAAAGCCUGUACAGUCUCGCAGAGCUGGUGCUACGGCCACCAAGACGGACACGGCAACACAGCCUGCAACGUCUGCCGAACCUACUGAGUCAUUCACGUUUUUAAAUGGAGGCUUAUUUCACGCUGCUGAUCGUCACACCGCCGGGCUCCCUAAUAAACCGUCAGCGUCCGGAACGAAAUUGCUUGUGGGUGGUUUCGGAGGACAACUACCUGGUUCUGUAGCUCCGACCGCAGACAGCCCUAAAAAACCGCCAGCGUUCGGAGGAAAAUCGCUGGUCCGAGGGCUCGGAAAUCAAGUGACUGGUUCGGUAGCUGCAGAGCUCCCCACCGCAGAGCUCCGUAAAAAGCCACCAGCGCUUGGAGGGAUGUCGUCUGUGAGAGGAUCUGCAUCUCAACGACCUGGUAUAAGUGCUGGAGAACCUGCUGUCCCUCUCGGCUUUGACUUCUCGGCAUCUGUAAGCACGAGCAGCUCUUCCAGUGGCAGAAGUAAGGACCCUCUUCCCAAGCUUGUAUUUGGUUCGGCAACUUCUGCACCAUCUAUUGCAACACAGGCACCAGAAACUGGUCCUUUCAAGUUCGGAUCGUCCCCCUCGGCCAAUCUUGAGCCUGGUUCGGCAACUUCUGCACCAUCUAUUGCAACACAGGCACCAGAAACUGGUCCUUUCAAGUUCGGAUCGUCCCCCUCGGCCAAUCUUGAGCCCGUAACGGCCGUCGGGCUUGGACAACAGCAAUCCUCUAGUGGCUUGACUAGUCUGCAAGUCUUCAAGAGCCCGGUACCUGCAGCUCGCUCCACGGUAACGGAAGUGUUGGACGACGAUGCAGUGAUCACGUACGAUGCCGACAGUACACUGCGCCCAAGCAUGGACUUACCAGGAUCACUUCGGGUGUCGUUCAGUGCCGUGUUCAGCGUCCCACGUCGGUUCUUUUGCACGCCGAUCACUAUUCAAGUACGGCUGAACGGCAAGCCGAUAUCGUGCGUCGAGCCACAGGUCGUGAACAUCGCCUACGACAUUGCCGGUUCACAAUUUGGCAUGCGCACGGAUAAGCGCGGGUUAUCGUAACAAACGCUGUGCAACUGCACCAACUCUUCAAGCCGACAAUGUGUGUCAAGCCCGAGGUCGUGCACAUUGUUAACAUCAUUGCAGGCGCACACUUUGGCAUGCCCACGUGGUUCACUGGGAUUAUCAUGACACAAUCUGUUCAACUGGACCAGCUCUGCAGCUGCAUCGUAAAGUAGUGGGGUGAUAUUAGCUACAUCUAGAUGAUGGUAAUGUGUGAUCUUUUUUUUAUCUUUCUGCUACACGUUUGAUAGGGAAGGAGGUGGCUCUACAUUGAAACUGGCUAUGCUGGAGUGUUGAUGCAGUCAUAAAGAUCCUACUGUGCAUUUUCAUAUCAAUUGAUUAUAAUUUUGUUGUAGAUAAUUAUACUGCUCGCACUCCUGAAUAUUUGCCGCAAGUCUUGGACACAAGUUAGUGGUAGGGACAUAGGUGAAGGCACUGAUACAUCUAAGAAGGUUAGUUCUCCCUCUCACUCUCACCCGCUCUUUCCCUGUCCACUUGACUGGACAUUUGACUCGUUCAAAGUUGUCUUUAAUUAAAGAAGAUAAGCUCCCCAAUUACCCCCCACCCCCCAUGGCUCUCACCUUUUCCCAUC